Alternaria alternata is the source of this 554-nucleotide messenger RNA. RefSeq lists its product as hypothetical. Lineage: Eukaryota; Fungi; Ascomycota; Dothideomycetes; Pleosporales; Pleosporaceae. The coding region runs from base 47 to 520 and encodes 157 amino acids. The record is from RefSeq and is a predicted model, not a curated record. The transcript is spliced from 2 exons.
CCCUCAGGCCCAAUGCGAUAUCAUAGCAGGUACGCGCAAUAAAUUCAUGGGGUUUCUUGCAGCAAGAGUACGCAAUGCACCCGCAUUGAUUGGGGUUCUCUCGUUUAUCUCAUCUGUAGCAAUGAUCCAAGCCAGGAACAUGAUUCGGCCCCGGCCCCCUCAAUUCUUGGUAGAAAUGCAGAUCCAUCAACAACGCACGCUCCGCGAACAAAAGCAAAAUAAGGCGUCCAAUGUGCAGGAGACCAAGAAACACCGACCACGGACUAAAGAGACUGAGAGUCAGGCACAACACUCGCCCAUGUAUUUUGCCGCUCCCAUUGCCGGUCCUAGACUACGGGUGCUUGCAUGCGAUCCGCUAUGGUGGGUAACAUAUGCAGCCAGCAUGCCUUUUUUCAUAUUCCCAAUGAGUUCAGCACUAGUGGACGAAACAGAGGUUUUGACAACUAGUAGUAGCAGCUUUGUCGUGAUACAUGUCAGGGAUAGUUGGUGGCAACGCAUGUUGGAUGCGCAAAAUGGCUAAAGGUGUUUGCACAACGAGGUGUAUUUACGUAGGU